UCCAAAUUUGUCUUUCAUUUCUUGUUCUUAAAUGCUUUUAAGGGGCUUUUUAUUUAUAAUGGAGAGCCAUCUCUCCCUCAGUUCGGCGAAGCCGCUCGUGCGUUUCUUUUGCCUUCCUCCGUCGCCAUCGUCGUCGCUAGUGGCAGUUGGCAUGCUCUCUGUUCACACUGUUCGGCGGCUAUAAAUAGCCUACCGGCUCCGCCUCGCUUCGUCACCCAUCCCCUUCCUCCGGCCCUCUCCGCCCACCGGUCGCUGAUAUAUAUCGCCUCUGAGCUCGAUCAGGAAUGGCCGACGCCGACGGAGGGAAGAGAGUCUGCGGCAUGCCGGAGAAGGUGCAGUUGCACGUCGCCAUGCUCUUGCUGCAGUUCGGCUACGCCGGCUUCCACGUCGUCUCCCGGACGGCGCUCAACAUGGGCACCAGCAAACUCGUCUACUCCGUCUACCGCAACAUCAUCGCUUUGAUCCUCCUCUUCCCCUUCGCCUACUUUCUCGAGAAGAAGGAACGGCCGACGAUGAAGUUCUCCUUUCUCGUGCAGUUCUUCGUUCUCGCUCUCUGCGGGAUAACGGCGAACCAGGGAUUUUACUUGCUUGGCCUCGACCACACGUCGCCCACCUUCGCCUCCGCCAUCCAGAACUCUGUUCCGGCUAUCACCUUCGCCAUGGCUGCCGCCCUCAGAAUCGAGAAGGUGCGGCUCGACCGGCAAGAUGGAAUCGCGAAGGUCGCCGGAACGCUGGCGUGCGUCGGCGGCGCCACCGUGAUCACGCUCUACAAAGGGCCGCCCAUAUUUGACCGCGCCUCUACGACUGCGCUGAACUCUGCAGCGCCGGCGUUCAUGGCGGAGGGGAAGAACUGGAAGCUGGGCUGCGUCUACCUCAUCGGCCACUGCCUAUCCUGGUCAGGGUGGCUGGUGCUCCAGAAGCCGGUGCUGAAGAAGUACCCCGCCAGGCUCUCCGUCACCUCCUUCACCUGCUUCUUCGGCCUCCUCCAGUUCCUCAUCAUCGCCGCCUUCAUCGAGCGCGACUCCGACGCCUGGUCCUUCCACUCCACCGGCGAGCUUUUCGCCAUCUUCUACGCCGGAUUCGUAGCGUCCGGAAUCGCCUUCUCCGUUCAAAUAUGGUGCAUCGACAGGGGCGGCCCUGUGUUCGUGGCAGUGUACCAGCCAGUUCAAACUCUGGUCGUCGCGAUCAUGGCUUCCAUCGUUCUAGGCGAGAAAUUCUACCUCGGCAGCAUCAUCGGAGCUGUCUUCAUCGUCUUGGGACUGUACCUGGUGCUGUGGGGGAAGAGUCAGGAGAGGAUCUUUGCUACCGAGGAGGCCUCCAUUGUCUCUUCCAGCUGCGUCCAUGAUGGCCUCAGGCCAUCGGCUGCCUCGCUCAAAGCUUCUUCCAACCUUGCUCAGCCACUGUUGCCCUCGUCGAUCUCCGAGAGUGCCUGAUAGAAUGCUUUCAGCAAGAUUGUCUAGGUUUUCUAAGGUUGCAAGUGGAGAGAUCUGUAACUGCUUGUUUAAACAUGAUAUUAAGUGUGCUUUUUGAG
Molecule: messenger RNA, 1531 nt
Organism: Zingiber officinale
Lineage: Eukaryota; Viridiplantae; Streptophyta; Magnoliopsida; Zingiberales; Zingiberaceae
Product: protein WALLS ARE THIN 1-like
Exons: 6
Coding region: 285-1433 (382 amino acids)
Cellular component (GO): plasma membrane
Molecular function (GO): transmembrane transporter activity
Source: RefSeq, a predicted model, not a curated record